AUGAAGUUAUCAUCGAACCCGUCCAUCGCUGUUGCCUUGGCCUUGAUGGCCGGUACACCCUUGCAUGCCUUCACACCUCGGGCUCCCCUUACUGUCGACACCAGGGCUGGAUUGCAUGGUUCUAUGAAGCAACCAUUGGCUGCACCCCUUUGGGACACCGUCCAACCAGACCAUGACGACAGCCAAAAUCAGAACGAGAAAGGAAAGAGCACGGAUCCCACUCCCGCGCUUUUCAACUUUUUCCAAGACUCCAAUCAGCGUAAUGCAGCUGUGGCAACUGCUGCCUUGGUCACUGCCUUGUCCAUGGCACCCAUGUCAUCUGACGCUGCCAUGACGGGAGGCCGCAUUGGCGGAGCCUCGUUUUCGUCUCGCCCUGCAAUGUCUCGCCCGGCACCCAGUGCUUCAAGGGGAUACUACUCGGGGGGAUACUACUCGAGACCAACUGUAAUCGCUCCCAUGCCAUUUGUGGCGCCCAUUUCACCCUUCUACAGCCCCUACCGCUACGGAGCUCCCGGAGUCAUCUCUUAUAGUCGAGGUCCGGGAAUCCUUCCACUCUUGGUGUUGGGUGGAAUGGCCCUUACUGUGAGCAACGCCAUUGGCAAUACUUUCUCGCGUGGGGCAUCAUUCUUUGAAGAACGAGAGACGGACAGCGUCUUGGGCGGCGGAACCAGUGUCCUCAAGCUCAGCGUGGCCAUCUCUGUGGCCGACCGGGACGAUCCCAAUUCCAUUUUGAAGGUCCUUGAACGCUUAGCAGAUACGGCCAAAACCGAUAGCAGAGUUGGUAUCCAAAACCUAUCCAGCCAGAUUGCGGUCGAACUGCUUAGGAGAAAAGCAUCGGUGGUUGCUGGCGCUACGGACUACCAGCACUACCGCAACCGCGACAAAGCCCAGAGAGCCUUCAACAGCCUUUCUGUCGAAGAGCGAGGUAAGUUUGAACAGGAGACCAUUAGCAAGUUUGGAGGUGUGGACUAUGCCAGCAACAGUCGCGUCCAAAGCUUUGGCGCAGCAGACGGCAGCAAGGCAACCAUGGCAGUGGUAACACUUUGUUUGGCCAUUGAUGGAGACAAAACCAAGGUGCCAGCAAUCCGCAACAUGAGGGACAUCGAAGAGGCUCUGCGAAAAAUUGCAUCGGAUGCCAAGGUCUCCGACUGCCUACAAGGGGCUGAGAUUCUUUGGACGCCCCAGGAUAGCUCGGAGUCAUUGACGUUCAGAGACGUUGUGGCAGACUACCCAGAGCUGAACAGUGUUUAA
This is a messenger RNA of Seminavis robusta, 1251 nucleotides long. NCBI's taxonomy places the organism in Eukaryota, Bacillariophyta, Bacillariophyceae, Naviculales, Naviculaceae. The record is from the annotation of a GenBank genome assembly.